UAGGAUCUUGGAUGAUAUCCGAUUGAUUGGAAUGCCGGAAUGGACGAGAAAUAUGCACAAAAUAAGGGUGGAGGGCAAGUCCGUAAAUCCACUUUGCAAUGCAUCAGCCGAAUGGAAUUGACACGUAACAAUACUUGAUUAUUAAGCCUAUCGGGCUUUGAAAUUUCUUUUGAGAAAUACACUAUGCCCUAACGUUUCCACCUCAUACACACCUCUCUCUUCCUCUACAGCAAUGUCUUACUGGGGUAUUGAAGUUUUUAAUGAUACACCACUUGAUUAUAAGGUUCGUACAGGCCGUGGUUUGCGUAUUUCAAAGGCUGCUCUUGUAGAAAAAAACAAGGGAACAGAGGAAUAUUUUUCUGUGUUUAUAACUUUUAAUGGGCGAAAGGUUGUUGUUGGCAAUCUACAUCCUCAACUGAUGCCAAUACAAGAAAUGAACUUGCUAUUUGAUUGCGACAUACAACUCUCACACAACUGGGAGAACGGCACUGUUCAUUUUUCAGGAUGUGAAGAGUUUAUUGAUGAUUAUACAUAUUUCAAUGUCGAUGAUGAAGAAAAGGAACCAAAGAGUAAAGUAAGAGAGGAUGAAGGCCCAAGUAGUGUUUCUGAAUGUCCAACACAUAGUUGCUCGUUUUGCAAAAAGAGCUUUAAGGAAAAGGACAGUCGGGCCAGAAAGUAAAUGAUGUUUGCAGGAGUUUUAUUGCUUCAAGAUUGAGGAUGGAUGACAAUUAUCGCUUUAGUGUUUUAUUUAUCGUUUUAAUUGGCAUGAUUGAUUUAACUAAUUGGACAAAAUGUCACGCUUGAGUUGUAUUUUGUAGUUGUUUGAAUUAUGUUCUG
Messenger RNA from Lactuca virosa, 837 nucleotides. Lineage: Eukaryota; Viridiplantae; Streptophyta; Magnoliopsida; Asterales; Asteraceae. The record is from the annotation of a GenBank genome assembly.